Molecule: messenger RNA, 2682 nt
Organism: Episyrphus balteatus (marmalade hoverfly)
Lineage: Eukaryota; Metazoa; Arthropoda; Insecta; Diptera; Syrphidae
Product: U3 small nucleolar RNA-associated protein 14 homolog A
Exons: 2
Coding region: 234-2654 (806 amino acids)
Biological process (GO): rRNA processing
Cellular component (GO): nucleolus; small-subunit processome
Source: RefSeq, a predicted model, not a curated record
CCAAAUUUAAAACAAACAUGCUUUUGAUCUGUCAUCCAAAAUGUAUCUGUCACUGUAGACGGUGAUGAAAAAACUUUCUUCCAUCAAUAAAUAAAUUUAUUUAAAAAUUUAUUUACAAAAAGUAAAAUUAAGUUGUAUCUGAUCUGAAGCACAUGUGAAAACAAGUCGACCAUCCACAUCAAACUGCCCUACAAUUUCUACUUUAUUGCUUGCUUUUUUAAAAAAUAAAUAAAAUGUCUGAAUCCGACAACAACUACUCCAGCGAUGACGAACAAGUCUCAAAAACCCACAACAAACUUCUCCAAGCUGUUGGUAACCUUAGCAAAAUCCAACACAUCAAAAAAGUCGCACGAAAAGAACCAUCCGCCAAACAAAAUGAAUUCGAUUUGGUUAAACCUCGUCUCGAACUACCCAAAAGAAUACUACCAUCAAAAAGCCCUGUCAGUGUUGUAGAUCUAGUAAAUACCUUAAAAGGAACUAGUAAACAUGUUAACGUUGGCAAAGAGCUAAAAAAUGUGGCCAAUACAGGUAAAAUUCUGCCCAAGCCAAUGGAAAAACCCGAAGCUGAUCGUGUUUUGCGUUCUAUAAACUAUGACAAAACCAAAAAGCAAUUACAACGUUGGGAUGCUGUCGUAGCACAAUUUCAAUCUGCCGAAUCCCAAACAUUUCCACUUGAUUCUGAGACGGUUUACAUUAAUACCGCAAGGUUAAAGAAACCUUUGCAAUUGUCCAUGAAAUCAGAGCUGCAAGUUGCAAUGGAAGAGGCUGAAGCCAAACUUCGUGCUUUAAAAGGUGAAAAGAAAGAUGAAAUUACUGAUGCUGAUUUGCUAAAUGAGCAAAUGAAAGCGACAAAAGAUGAAAUUAAGAAACGUCGUCAGGAAUUACUUUACAUGAAAAUGCGUCAAUCUCAAAAAUCUGCCAAAUUAAGGCUACAAAAUAAGAUCAAGUCAAAAAAAUAUCAUAGAUUGCUGAAGCAACAAAAACUCAAAGAACAGCUCAAGGAUUUUGAGACAUUGCAAAAACUCGAUCCUGAGGCUGCUCUCGAGAAACUCCAAAGUUUGGAGAAGAAUCGUAUUUUAGAACGUGCCAAUUUGAGGCACAAAAAUACAGGUACUUGGGCUAAAAACAAUCUUGUUAAGGCAAGAUACAAUCGAGAUGUACAGAAAGAUUUGUCGGAACAAUUGGCUUUGAGUCGACAGUUGACAGAGAAGAAGGAUGUCUCAGAAGAUGAGGAUGAAGACGACGAGAAAGUAGAUGAUAUAGUCAAUGACAAUUUUGAUAAUGAUUUGAAUCCUUGGAUGCAGGCAAAUGGAAAGAAAAGCGAUAUCAAACCGGAAGAUGUAGUUGAGGUUGGAUAUAGAAAGUAUUGGAUGGAGCGUAAGGAAAAUGAGAAGAAACUACAAAAUCAUAAAGCCUUACUGGCGGAAGACUCAGGAAUCGGUGUAGAAAUGGAAGAAGUUGACCCGAAAGAAGUCAAGACAAUUCAAAAGUCAUCAGUCCAAAAUAAAGUAGCAGCAAAGAAAGAGUUGCAAAAAGAUAAACAUUCAAUUAUGGCAAAGAAAGGAGAUAUAACUUUGAAAAAGAAGAAAAAUAAAAGUAAAAAAAAGCUUGACUCGAAGCCAGUUAUAGAAAAUGGUUGGAUAGUCGAGGAUGUCAAAUGUGAAGAUCCUGAAGCAGAUAUUCACAGCAUCGAUAAAUUGUUUGAUAAAGCCGAAGAUGCUGUUAUGGAAAAAAUCACAAAUAGACAGAAAAAGAUUCAAAAGCAACUUGAAAAACAAUCGUUAAGAAAAAAUAAAACCAAAACACGUCCUAAAAAAGAAAAGAAUGAGUUGAAAAAUUUGGAAGAUUUAAAAUUCAAAAAACAAACGAUACGAGUUGAUAUCGAUGAGCAAUUGCUAGAAACGGCAAAGGGGGCAAAGGUCGCAGAUAUACCAACCGUAGCAAAACCAACCAGUGGUAUUGUUCCUGCUCCAAAAGAAGGUCCAAGUGUGGAUUCGAUUAAGCACGACAAUUACGCCGAUGUAAAGCCUAAAGAACUGAAAGCAUCUCUUGGUGAACUAACUAAUUGUGACGAAGAUGUGGACUUUGACGACGAUGGCGAACACGAAGACGAAGGUGUUGCAAUUGACAGGCAGGCAACUAUCAAUGAUGCAUUCGAAGACGAUGAUAUAAUGGCUGAUUUUGGAAAAGAUAAAAAUGCAGAAAAGAAAGCCCUAGCUGAUCAAAUAACUUUAACAAUGCCUGGUUGGGGUUCAUGGGGUGGAACGGGCAUUUCACAAAAAUCAAAUGAAAAGAAAAGGAAACUCGUGUUGGACUUUGGAAAAAAUGGAAAAGACAAAGCCGAUGAUCGCAAUAAGUGUCGAGUUCGUAUCAAUGAAAAUGUCGAUAACAGAAAAUUGAGAGAACAUUUAGUAUCAGAUAUUCCAUUUCCAUUUACAUCAGUUAAAGAUUAUGAAGCGAGUAUAAGAGCUCCGGUUGGAAGGAAUUUUGUACCCGAAACAGCUUUUAGGGUAUUAACUAAGCCAGCUGUAAUAACUAGGAGAGGACAUAUCAUUAAACCGAUGGAUGAAAGUGAAUUAGUUAAGCAGCCCAAGCGUGCACGAUCCGUGGUCGAGAAGAGAAUUUUGUAUGAUGCUCAUGUGGCGAAUCAAUAAAAACUUAUUUUUUGUUGGAAAAAACAAA